Molecule: messenger RNA, 1100 nt
Organism: Hevea brasiliensis (rubber tree)
Lineage: Eukaryota; Viridiplantae; Streptophyta; Magnoliopsida; Malpighiales; Euphorbiaceae
Product: protein LIGHT-DEPENDENT SHORT HYPOCOTYLS 7
Exons: 2
Coding region: 165-713 (182 amino acids)
Biological process (GO): mRNA transcription; response to light stimulus
Cellular component (GO): nucleus
Source: RefSeq, a predicted model, not a curated record
AUGAUGUGAUUUUUUUUUUUAAUUUCUUCAUUUUAUUUUCUUCUUGAUCUGCAAUAUUUCUCUCAUCUUCUCAUUCUCCUGUCCAAAAAAUUAUUCUUUUCUUAGUCUUAAAAAAAAGAUAGAAAAGCUAAGCUGCUAGAAAUUAUUAUCUCCUGUUUCUAGUGAUGUCAAGCAGCAAAGGGAAAGAUGUAGCAGAAGGAUCAUCAAGAUCAGGUGGUGGUGUUGGUGGUAAUGCUACUGAUCAGCAGAACCCACCUCCGUUGAGCCGGUACGAAUCACAGAAACGCCGAGAUUGGAACACUUUCGGGCAGUACCUGAGGAACCAGCGGCCACCGGUUGCGCUAUCUCAAUGCAACGCCAACCAUGUUCUUGAUUUUCUUCGGUACCUGGAUCAAUUUGGCAAGACUAAGGUGCACUUACAAGGAUGUGUGUUUUUUGGACAGCCAGAGCCACCAGGUCCUUGUACUUGCCCUCUCAAGCAAGCUUGGGGUAGUCUCGACGCCCUAAUCGGCCGGCUAAGGGCUGCUUAUGAAGAAAAUGGCGGGUUGCCGGAGACGAACCCUUUUGCAAGUGGUGCUAUUCGAGUGUAUCUGAAAGAAGUCAGAGACUCACAAGCUAAGGCAAGAGGGAUUCCUUAUAAGAAGAAGAAGAAGAAGAAGAGGAAUCCGAUGAAAGCUAGUGAUGAUCAGAGCUCAAGCUUUCCCUUGCAGUAAUCUUGAUUGAUUCUUGUGGUCCCUAAAAAAUAUUAUGGCCCUCAAAAUUUUCAAGAGUCUUGCAUUCACCAUUACCAUUUUGAAGGUCUAUCAACUCUUCCCUUUUGGAUUGAGUAGCUAGUUCUUGGUCUUUGCGGUCUUAUGGCUGAAGCAGUGUAAUCUAUAGCUAAAAAUGAUCUGAGAUAAAAAGGGAUCAAGUUGGUCAAGAUAAAACCAGGAGUUGAAAUGGGGUAAGUAAAAAUUUUCUCCUUCUUUGUCCAUUUAAGUUCACUAUCUUAUCAAACAUAAUCAAGUGUGUUAUCUUCAUCAUGUACUAUUAUCCGAAUAUGUGUAUUAUGGAUCGAUCGAUGCAAAACUAUAUAUCCUAGUUGCAAGUUUCUCAAUUAA